Fulvia fulva is the source of this 771-nucleotide messenger RNA. Its product is annotated as 4-nitrophenylphosphatase. Gene Ontology annotation, molecular function: alkaline phosphatase activity; phosphoglycolate phosphatase activity. Lineage: Eukaryota; Fungi; Ascomycota; Dothideomycetes; Mycosphaerellales; Mycosphaerellaceae. Bases 1 to 771 code for a protein of 256 amino acids. The transcript has 3 exons. The record is from RefSeq and is a predicted model, not a curated record.
AUGCUGCGAAAGGGAGGCAAGCAGCUCGUCUUCGUGACAAACAACAGCACAAAGUCAAGAAGCGACUACAAGAAGAAGUUCGACAAGCUUGGCAUUGCAGCGAAUGAGGAGGAAGUCUUUGGCUCAAGCUACAGUGCUGCCGUCUACAUUGCCAGGAUCAUGAAGCUUCAACCACCCAAGAACAAGGUCUUCGUCCUCGGCGAGACUGGCAUUGAGCAGGAAUUGCAAGCUGAGAAUGUGCCCUACAUUGGAGGCACUGAUGCAAACCUGCGCAGGGAGAUAACAGACGAGGAUUUCAAGACCAUUGCCGACACAUCAGCGCUCGAUCCAGACGUGGCUGUCGUCCUGACCGGCCUGGACUUUCACCCCAGCUAUCUGAAGUACUCACUUGGUCUUGCAUACAUCCGAGCUGGAGCCAAGUUCCUCGCGACCAAUAUCGAUUCGACACUGCCUAACUCUGGCGCUCUCUUCCCAGGCGCUGGAUCAUCCAGUGCACCGCUCGUCGAAGCUGUGGGCCAUGAGCCACUCGCACUGGGCAAGCCGAGUCAAGCAAUGAUGGAUGCCAUCGAAGGGAAAUUCCAGUUCGACCGCAAGAAGGCGUGCAUGAUUGGAGAUCGCCUAAACACCGACAUUCAGUUUGGUAUCGAGGGUGGUCUAGGGGGUACACUAGCCGUACUAACAGGCGUCAGCAAGAAGGAGGAUAUCCUAGCAGAUGGUGCUGAAGUCAGGCCUUCAGCUUAUGUCGACCAACUUAGCGACUUGCUGGGAUAA